Molecule: messenger RNA, 6269 nt
Organism: Chlamydomonas reinhardtii
Lineage: Eukaryota; Viridiplantae; Chlorophyta; Chlorophyceae; Chlamydomonadales; Chlamydomonadaceae
Exons: 15
Coding region: 236-3982 (1248 amino acids)
Source: RefSeq, a predicted model, not a curated record
CAUUCGGAGUUCGCACUGUUUCCGAUUGGCGGUGACGGCCGCGAUGACUGGUCGUGACGCUGGUAGCACAUUCAACCUAUGUUACCAACAUACAUUAGCGCAUGACACGACAGCGAGCACGAGGACUAAACAGUGCGUUGCGAGAACCCCAUCAACGGGAGCGCACGGAGCUUAGUCGCCGCCCCUGUGUGCCAGGCACCUACGUACAAUGCCACGUUAAAAUUUAGUCUUCUCAAUGGUCCGCAUAGGUCCAACUGGCCAGGUUGUGCCGCGGCUUCUGCCGCUUGAAGUUCGGCGAGAAGCCGAGCGCCAAUGCUCCGUGGACGCAAGGCCUGGACCUGGCAGCAGUGAGCGCCAGUUGAGGUCCAGCGCGACCAGCAUCGCCGACGGCGAUGAGGGCCGGCAGCGCCCUGCCAGCCUCCUCUCGCCCGGACUCGCGCCCAGUCCGCCAGCCUCGAUAUCUGGCGUUUCACCCAACUCGCGCCUCCGCACCAGCAGCAGCGGCAGCUGCACCGCCGCAACAAGCAGCGUCGCCAGCAACACCAGCCUCGCCAGCAGCGCCAGCAGCGCCAGCGCGCGGCCCUCCGACACGGCGGAGGCCACGCCCUUCUCCACCGCGGCCGCGCCUGGGGUCGCCCAACCCACAUCGAGCACAGCGCCCGGCGCAUCGGACGCCGCGGCCGCGCCAGCAGCGCCGUCGCAGACGCACAUGCCCAUCGCCAGCCGGUCGCUGACCGGCCUUGAGCUAGCUCGCAUCGCGCUGAGCAGCUGCAGCCGCGCCGAGCAGCAGCUAACAGAAAUAAGCGCAGCCUCGGCUCUCAGCGCUCGCAGCAGCACGUGCUACCCAGGCAGUCCGGUGUGGCUACCCGGCAUUGGCAGCCCCGGGGGCAGCGGGGCUGGCGGCCUGACUUCGUCACUGUCGGCGCGGCUGGCGCCAAUGCCGUCGCCGCUGUCGCCGCCGCCCGCGAUGCAUCUGCCGUCUGCGGGGUCGCUGGGGUACUUCCGGGCCGGUGCCGGCGAGGUGGCGUCUGCGUCGGCAGCUGAAGCGGGCGCGGGGUCGGCGGUGCCGGGACGGCAGCAGCAGAGCCUCAUGCAGCAGCUCCAGCAGCAGGCACGGCUGCGGGAGCAGCAACAGCAGCUGCAGCAGCUGCAUCCGCCACAGCAGCCGCAGCAGCCGGCUCAGCUGGCGUCGGCACCGCAGGCGAGCGGCAGCCCGUCGCCGGAACGCCGCGGUGGCUGGGCCAAGCUGGCGGGGGCGUCACGCGUCCCUGCAGGUGCCGGGCCUCGGGUGGGCUGGGGCAUGGUGUCGGGUCAGCACAUGACCACUGGUGCCGACCGGCCAGCCAACGCAGGAGCGGGCGCCACCGCCUCGGCGGCCGCCUCCAACCUGGCCAUGCGCAUGGUGCAGGGACUGCAGGAGCGGGACGAGUUCAGCCUGGUGGCGGCGGCGAGGCAGCGGUCGCGGCGGAAGCCACCAGCGGCGUCUCGCAGCAUGAUCUUCCACGCGGCCGCGGGCGCCGCGGCGGCCAACGCCGCCGCUGCCGCCACCGCGUCAGCCGCAGCGGCAGCUGUGGCCGCAGCCGAUGUGGCCGCGGCCGAUGGGCACACUGCUGCAGAUUCCCCGGAGGGCGGCGCGGAGGCUGCAAAGCGCGCGUCUGCGGAGGAGGGCGAACCGGACUGCCCGCCUGAACUGGCGACCAGCCACUCGCUGCCUGCGCUGCCCGACCUGCGGUUCCACCGAGCCAACAGCUGCCCCUCGCUGCCUGCGUUCCGGGGCCUGCGGCCGCCAGAGGCCUCGCCGGGGGCCGCCGCACAGGGGUCCUUGCUUUCGCCGCUGGGCGCGCCGCAAUGGGCCGGCGCGGCAGCGGAAGGAGGCAGCGGCGGGUCUGCGGGCGGUGUGGCGUCGGCGGCAUACCAGGAGUGCGCCUCGCCAGGUUUUGCGGAAGGCGCACUGUCGCCGGUGGCGGCAGAGGCUCACGGCGGGUGGCCGGGGAGCGGUCAGUCCGUACCGCUGCCGCAGAUAGCGCUCACCGCGCGGCCGCCAGGCGCUGCUGCAGCAGCCCUCACCAGCAAGCUGCGCCGAGCCUCAGCCUUCGUGCCUGAAAGCCCUCGCCUAGGGCUUCUCCUGAGCGCCUCGGCUUCUGCUGCUGGCGGCUCAGGCGGCGCGCACUCCUCGAGCAGCGAUGGCGGAAACCUGGGCUUGGAGCUUCAUCCCGACGUCACCGCUGCGAUCCGGCGACUGGGCUCCGACCUUAGCGCCUUCUCCGUGGCCGCCAACCCCGCAGCAGAGGCCGCUGCGGCGCGCAGCAAGGCCGCCGCGGAUGCCGUGGCGGCGGCGGCGGACGCGGCGGCGGCGCUGGCGGCGGUGCGGGCGCUGGAGAGCCGGUACGGCAGUGCGGUGGCGCCGGACGACCAGCUGCUCGCCCUGGAGCAGGAGGCGGCGUUCCGUGACCGGUCUCGCAGGCUGCACGAGGCUCUGCAGGCCGCAAACCCCGCGGCCUACAGCGAGGAGGCGGCGGAGGCGGCGGAGGCGGCCUACCGGGCGCUGGCGGAGCGGGCCAAGCUGAGGCUGAAGAGCUUGUUGGCUGAUCCCACGACGCAGUCGGGGCCCAUCCGGCAGUUGCAGAACGCCGUGCGGGAGCUGAGUAGCCAGCGCCCGUUCUUCAUGUCGCCGGUGCUCCAAAGGGAGAAGGUGGAGCGGCCGUUCAUUGAGAACCGGCAGCGGGUGGUGAAAGAGGUGCUGUGGUCGGUGGACGACUCCAUCUUUGCGCAGCGCAAGAAGGAGAACGAGGCACGCGACCUGUACGACACAGAAAAGGUGAUCAAGCAGCAGCUGUCGCUGGACUGGCAGCGCAUUGUGAGCAAGUCGCGCUUCAGGCGACUGGUGGCGCGCGGCGAUGCGGGGGUCAAGAACGACGGCCAGUCGCUGGACGAGGAGCUGAGCGAGGUGCGGGAGGAGCUGGAGCGGCAGUCGAUGUUCAUCCGGUCGGCGUUCCUGUACUACUCCAUGAAGGACGGCACCAUAACCUCGUCGGACGUCCUCCAAAUGGGCGCCAACUCGUGGCUAAACUUCUGCAACGACGCCGGAAUUGUGCACCCGUCACAGCGCGGCUGCACGGUGCAGGAUUUGCAGACCAUCUUUAUCUCCGUCAACUUUGAGGAGGAGAGCGACACCACUGAAGCAGACGCCAACGACGACGAUGCGAUGGUUCGGUUUGAGUUCAUGGAGGGCCUCGUGCGCGCGGCGUUCGGCAAAUACAUCGCCAGCAAGAAAUGCACGGACGCCAGUGAUGCCGUGGGCAUGCUGCUCGAGGAGAUUUCCAGCGCGCCUGACUUCCCGCCGGAGGCAAAGGUGGAGCCAAAUGACUUCAGGCGCAACCGCUUCUACACGGCACAGGUGGAGGAGGUGAUAAAGGAGUACUACGAUUUGCUGCUGGCCGCAUUCAAGCUGUACAAGGCCCGGGACAGGUCACGGCUGUUCUGGCCGGAGCACUGGGCGGCGUUCCUGGACGGCAACAAGCUGCUGGGCCUGGCGACGGGCGUGGAGCGGCGCGAGGCAAAGCUCAUCUUCGGCUGGAGCCAGGCGCUGGUGACAGACGAGCUGCGGCGGCGGCAGCGCGCCGUGUCGCUGACCUUCUGGGACUUUGUCGAGGCUGUUGCCCGGCUUGCGGACCUGAUUUCGGCGCCGGACCACGAAGACAUUAUCGGAUACUUCAUGUCGGAGGGCGAGGAGCCGCCCGAGCUUGACCGCCUGGUGUACGAGUACUACCGGCACGUGGGCGACGCCGGCACGGACCGCAAGCGCGAUUCGGCCGAGCUGGUGGCGCCCCCCAGCCGGCCGCUGGAGGUGAAGCUGCGGCUGCUGCUGGAGUACCUGGUGGUCAGCCUGCGCGAGGCGUGGGGCGGCAAGGACGCCAAGGACGUGGCGGCCAAGGUGCUCAAGAUGGCCACCUACCUGUCGGGGGGAAUCGAGAUGGGUUAAGAUCAUGCCCCGAUUAGCAUAAAACGGUUGCUGCCUAUCGCGGCAGCUGCUUUACAGACGAGGUCUUGGGUACGGCUGAAUAAGAUUAAUGCGCCAACAAUUCAUCUUUGCAUCUCUGCCGGCAGCGCUAUGGAGUUGGCAUUCCUCAACGGUUGCCGGCAGUUGGAGGCUGAAAUUCGGCAUACAUGAAUUGUGGCGUAAGCGAUCCUGGCAUCCGCGGAGCGCUUUGCUGACUGCUGGUGUUGACCAUUAAUCCGUUCGAAGAUGAAUGUGCCGGAGGUUGCUCCGGUCGCGGUCUGCUCCUGUCCUUGGGAGCGAGAGCGCGUGUGUGCAUUCCGCAUUGCGUGCUCGGUUGCGCGUGUGUGCGCUGUUUUUGUUUCUUAGGUAUGCGGCAACCAGACGCUGUGGGCUGUGGCAAGUGAGAGCACCGUACAUGGCCCGACCGACCGGUGUGGGGCAGGUGUGUCUGUUGCACAACCCAGGUGCCUGCUCGUCCAACCCGGGUGCCUGCUCGUGGGUCGUAUCAUACUGUCUUACCGGCACGCCUGCGGCGGCACGUCUGCGGAGAUGCCUCCCAGUACGAUGCACGCUGGCCUCAUCACUCUCACAGAAGGGGUACAGCAAGCAAUGUGGUAUGGAGUAGCAUUUAGGCAGCUGCGUGCGUCACUUGGCUUUUGCCAAUGUGGCGGGGUAGGUGCGUGGACGCGCACGCAAGAAGGUGGGAGGCGUAGUAUCCUGCACUGCACAAUGACUGGUGUAGAUUGCAUGGUGCGCCUUAUUAAUAGGCACAUAACAAUGCCGCUGUGAGUGUGUGCGGCUGUACUGCUCACCACAUAACGGGCUUGUGACGGGCAAAACGCGUGGCAUAAAUAGCUAGUAAUCGCUGAGCGCUGCCCUGAAGCUAGACGGAAGUAACCUUGUACGGAAAGGUGUGGAUUGCAUAUGAAGUAAAUGUCAUUUGCUAUGCGGCGACGUCCGCUCUAUUGCAUCCGUUGUCUGUCUUUUGAUGAUGUUCAGCGUUGCGUGUGCGUUCGCCGCAAGAGGCGAUGAUCUUUCCUAGUGCAUCAGCUCGGAUGUGCGGUGGACGCGGACUCCUGUGCAUCAUCAAUAUUACCGCCUCGGCACAUUUUGGGACAAGGACUGCGGGCAGGGAAUCAUGGCCGUCAGGUGACCGGGGCAUACAGAGUGGUGAGCCAGGGCUUCUUGCAAGCCUCGAUACAGGCUGUGUGGCUCCAAUUAAUCCGUUUUAGUACAUUGCGCUGAAGUGUCGACUGGGGGUUCAUGGUUUGAUCUUGGUGCGACUACCUCUACAUACCGUAUCACCCCCUGCACUGCGCGGGUUUAGUGUGAGGUGCGAAGGCAGGUACGGCAGGGGCGUGUGGCAGCAUCCACAGGCGCGGCAUGCCUGGUUUGGCACGGCGCUUCCUGAAGGCAUCCCACUGUCGCAAUAAAGGCUCAAACCGGACAGUGUGACGGUGUCGCCUGAGCAGCGCCGUUGUGGCCUUGCCGGGCUGUGGCUGAGCGGCUGAGGUGCCGGCUCGCCGUGAGGCAGCAGGGCUGGAAAGAGCUGCCUGUGCUGGAUGGGAAUACUUCAAAGGUCAUGGCGGGGCUUUCCGUGUAGCAUGGAUUGAUGUGGGAAUAGCGACACGAGUGAUGGGCGCCAGGCUUGGCGCGGUGCCUUCUACUGCGCAACGGACGCAGGGGCGAUCAAUUUGGAGCCGCACCAUGGCGUAGGGUUGAAACCAUAUACGGUACAGCAUGUUACUUAAUACUAGUACAGCUUUGGCUGGGGCUUUGGGCGCAUGAUGCACAACGGUAUUGUACGUGCAGUUUUGGGGCAGCAGUGCCCUAACCGUGCAUUGUGACUCGCCUAUGACUGUGCGAUGCCUAUGCACGAGCGAGGGACAUGCGCUUGUCUGCCUGUGCUUCGUGCCGGAAGUAAGAGUGCUUGGUGUCCUGAUGGGUUCGGCUGAGCGGUGAAGCCCUUGGCGGGAACACAGCUGGCCCCUGAAGAUUGCACUGGUGAUAAGAGGGACGUGAAGCCUGAUGCUUAGCUGCUCUAUUUACCAGGGUCCGCUAUGACUCAACUUUAUUACACGGGGGAUGUGUGCAGGACUGGACAUAGCGGUGCGCUUGUGCGUGCUUGCGGGCAGGCCUGCGGGGCAGGGGUGGUGGACGGGGUAACGGAGCUACACAGUCACCGUGCGCCACUCCGCCCGUCCCUGCCACUUGGACGCCUGAUAACUUGGUUUGUCUCCUAACAUAAGCCUUGUAACUUGUCACGAAU